AUGCCGGGAGCCAGAUCCUCCCAAUCCAAGGCCCAAAAGAAACUCAGGUGCCAUACAUGCCGCCGACAGCGGAUUGUCUGCGAUGCUGGGAAACCCGCCUGUUCGAGAUGCAUCUCCAGAGGCGUCGAAUGUCUGGGAUACGCAGAGUAUCCCAUUCGCUGGGUGGAGCCAUCAUCGAACAUCUCGUCGUCUGCGACAAGGCUCUAUGUGAAGGGCAACAGUCCAGAAUCUCGUGGCUCCCAGAAGAGAAAACGAGGACGUCCAAAGCUGUCGUUGAUGCACACACCCUCAUCGGGUGGUCGCGAUCAAUCAACAGACACGGCUGUCUCUGAUCAUUCACCGGGUCAAUCGAACCGGGACUCGACAGCUGUCACUGCUCGCUCGCGAUCAAGCUCGACGAUCCCGUUGACGUUGCUGCCGACCGACUACGAAAGAAACAGACUGAUCCUGGAAUUUUCAUCGUACUACAAUGACUACAUCUGCCCCGACCUGGUCAUCGUGGACUCCUCCAGGAAUCCCCACCGCAUCAACUUUGACUUCCUGCCCCAUGUGCCGGACUUUCUGGUAAACCUCAUCGUUUCGGCGUCGGCAAUCCAUCAGGUCAUCCGCGCUCAGCCUCAAUGGGCCUUGAUCGUACCCGACUCGAGCCAGCCUCUCGGUGAUGCCGUCCAUCAAGGCGAUCUCGAGCAUUUUCAUUCGUUCCACCACCCGCUCAAAGCCUUGAUUUACCGACACAAGUCGCAGUCCCUCCAGGGUUUGAACCGGUACCUAUCCGAGGUGGAUGGGCAAGGGACUGAUCUUAUCAUCGGUGCGGUGGCUGUCAUGGUACUGUGUGAGAUCCAGCAGUCGGCAUUUCGCAAUUGGAAGAUUCACCACGAGGCGUUGAGAAGUAUCCUGACAUAUCGGGGAGGGUUCGCCAAACUAGCCUCGUCACGAUACGCGGAUCUCGGGUCUGCGUUGCGGAUAUUCAUGCUAGUCGACAUCAUGAGCUCUAUUACCAUACCUAGCCAAUCCCUGCCCCCGAGCACUUCCUCGCAGCUGGCAUAUAUUGAGCAUCUACCUACACUGUAUUGCGACGGGUUGGAACAAGGCUUUCCGUGCCCCAGUGAAAUGCUUGCUGCGAUCGUACACACCAACAACCUCAGAUGGAUCAUCCAUCACCACUCCGUUGAGGAUUCUGGACCGAUGGACAACGCAAUUCAAGAUCUUGUCACCAGCAUCGUGACGUUUGCGCCCAUCACAUGGGCCGAGCGGGCACAAGGCUACUAUGCGAAGAAGCUGGAAGCCCGCAAUAAUCAGCCGCGACCGUCCAGUUCGUUGAAUCUGGUGUCGCAGUCCGAUGAACAGACCGACUGGAUCAUUCUGGCCUCUGCAUUCAAAGCGGCCACGCUACUCUACUGCCUGAGAGCAUUGAUCUUCGACCAUGGGAAGGAGCAGGUCGUUGGGGGGCUGAUCAGCGAGCUCCACGACGGUCUAAUCACAGAUGCUGGCUCUCUUGCUCAGGAAUCGCUGACCAGCUUGCUGGGUAUCCUCCACUCAAUCAUGAUGCAGCUACACGACCAUGGUGAUUGGCUGGGUCGAUUCAUGUUUUGGCCGCUCUUCAUGGCUGGCAUGGAGAGCGCCUGUAGUUCCGAUGGCAUCGCGGACAGAGAGUUUAUCGUGCGCUCCCUACAGGAACUGUGCCACCGACUCGGUGACAUGAGUGUCUUAGAUGCCGCUGUCUUCCUGCAAUCAGCGUGGAGUCUGAGCCAUGAGGAUAGCAUCAAUCCCACCUGGGAUGCAACACUGGAAAGGCUGGGCGUCCACGGGCUUUUCUUCUUCUAA
This is a messenger RNA of Aspergillus clavatus NRRL 1, 1824 nucleotides long. RefSeq names its product Zn(II)2Cys6 transcription factor. The coding region runs from base 1 to 1824 and encodes 607 amino acids. The transcript is spliced from 4 exons. Gene Ontology annotation, cellular component: nucleus. The record is from RefSeq and is a predicted model, not a curated record. NCBI's taxonomy places the organism in Eukaryota, Fungi, Ascomycota, Eurotiomycetes, Eurotiales, Aspergillaceae. Gene Ontology annotation, molecular function: transcription cis-regulatory region binding; DNA-binding transcription factor activity, RNA polymerase II-specific; zinc ion binding. Gene Ontology annotation, biological process: positive regulation of transcription by RNA polymerase II.